GUGAUUUACCGAAUUUUGCAAUAAACUUAAAUUCUCUGAAUAUACCGGAAAAUAAACCUCUAGCAGAUUGCGAAUUUUAUAAACCAGGUCCAGUAGACAUUCUGUUAGGUGGCGACGUUUUUUGGGAAUUAUUACAACCGGGUGAAAUUCAUUGUGGCAAACAAAAACCUACCACCUUAAAAAACACAGUUUUCGGUUGGAUCAUAGCAGGGCCAGUGGGUAACAUUCAACAGCAACGGUCUUUGUGCAAUCUGUCCUUAAACAAUCAAGAGUUACACACGGUUAUAGCAAAAUUAUGGGAAUUAGAGGAAUGCUCAGUUUUAAAACCAUUAUCAGCUGAAGAAAUUCAGUUCGAACAAAUAUUUCUAAACACAACUGCUAUAACACCAGAAGGUCGUUUUUGCGUACAAAUGCCUUUGAAAAGGGAACCGGAGUAUUUAGCCGAUGAAUAUGCUGAGUCAAAGCCAGAAAUAUCGAGAAUAAUCAAGCAAGACUUUUAUGUCGAUGACCUACUAACUGGUGCCGAUACUAUCGAGCAAGCUAAGAACAUUUGUUAUGAAGUUUCAUCUAUAUUAAAAACAGGAGGUUUCGAACUUAGAAAAUAUUAUUCGAAUAGUUCAGACGUUACAAAAGACAUGAAAACCGAUCAGGAUUGCGGAGUUUUAGAAUUAGGUCCUAACGAGAAGGCAAAAACUUUAGGUCUAAUGUGGGCAUGUCACACUGACUGUCUGACAUAUAAUAUAGAAAACGAUUUAGUUAUUCAAUCCCAAAGAGCAACAAAACGUGUAGUCUUAUCUAUAAUUUCAAAAAUUUUCGACCCGCUUGGUCUUCUUAGUCCAUGCACAAUUGUCGCAAAAAUUAUAAUGCAACGUCUUUGGUUAGCUCAAAUAUCUUGGGACGAUCCGUUACCAGAUUCACUUGUCAAUGCGUGGACAAGAUUCCAGGGUGAACUGCCCCUAUUAAACAAAUUAAAUUUAAAGCGUCAAGCGCUUGUUAAAAAUGUCAAAGAUAUCGAGUUGCAUGGUUUCGCAGAUGCCUCAUCACAGGCUUACGGAGCUUGCGUCUUUCUCAGAAGUAAAAACGCUGAAGGCGGGGUACAAGUAAUUUUGCUGUGCGCUAAGUCCAAAGUGGCAUCUAUAAAGAAAAUAACUAUACCCAAGUUAGAAUUAUGCGCUGCUCUCUUACUAGCCCGCAUAGUUGAAAAGGUUAUCGCUUCCAUGAAUCUCAAGUAUCAGAAAGUAGUAUUGUGGCCAGAUUCCAUAAUUGUUUUAGCAUGGCUCAAAACUAGUCCAAACGUUUUAAAGGUAUUUGUGGCAAAUCGCAUAUCAGAAAUUCAAACCCUAACCAAAGAAUACGAAUGGCGACAUAUUUCAACAUAUGACAAUCCGGCAGACAUCGUGUCGAGAGGUCUUCAUCCAUCGGAAAUUCUAAAUUGCGGUCUGUGGUGUAAAGGACCCGAUUGGUUGAAAUUAGAGAAUUGGCCCACUCAAAACAAUAUUGAAAUUUCCAUUUUACCCGAAUUAAAGACACAAUCACUCGCAAGUGCUAAAAGAGAACUUUCCAAAUUUGUUAAUACAAAUUCUGAUCAGAUCACUAGCGACUGCACCAAGGAAGGCAUUCACUGGCAAUUCAUUCCUCCCUAUUCUUCCCAUUUUGGCUGUUUGCUGGUGUGA
Anoplophora glabripennis (Asian longhorned beetle) is the source of this 1673-nucleotide messenger RNA. RefSeq lists its product as uncharacterized. Lineage: Eukaryota; Metazoa; Arthropoda; Insecta; Coleoptera; Cerambycidae. The transcript is spliced from 3 exons. The annotation marks the transcript as partial. The record is from RefSeq and is a predicted model, not a curated record.